Messenger RNA from Corythoichthys intestinalis (scribbled pipefish), 2398 nucleotides. RefSeq names its product zinc finger protein OZF-like. Lineage: Eukaryota; Metazoa; Chordata; Actinopteri; Syngnathiformes; Syngnathidae. Gene Ontology annotation, biological process: regulation of gene expression. Gene Ontology annotation, cellular component: nucleus. Bases 712 to 2190 code for a protein of 492 amino acids. The transcript has 3 exons. The record is from RefSeq and is a predicted model, not a curated record.
AACACAAUAUAAUAGUGUACAAAAUACAAUAUAACACAACAAAAGUAUAUCAGUUGGUGUGUCCUUAAGUCAAUCUGACAGUUUUCUACUGGCCAGUUUAUUACUACAACAUGGUAAAAACCUGAAAUUAUAGCUUUUAUUUUUUGGUGUGCCCCCUCAAGGUUUUAAGUGGCCCCAUUUGGCCACCCCUAUGAAGAAUUUCUGGAGGCGCCACUGAUUUGGAAUUGGCAGUAUAGCGCUACUCCAAAACCUUGUGGUUGUUUCAUGAUUUUCUUGCCUGUGAGUGAACGAGGGCAGGUGGGUUCCAUUUACGUCUUUCCCUCCGCCCUCCAAGUGGCUUCUGUGUGACGUCAUAGCAGGUGCUUAGGGCAAGUGAGCGAGGGCAACUCAAAACGUGAUUGGAACGCAGCCAGUGUGUCCCUGCUGGGUGCGGGUAGUGGGGCGCCAUUUUUCAUUUCGCAUACCCUAACAAGAAUGGGUAUUAUUAGUAGAUUUUAGGAAAAAAAUAUACAGUAUAAUUUUCCUGGUCGGAGGUUGGAAAACUCUGGCUUCCCACUUUCAUCGAACGCAGCAAAAACAGUGGCUCGUUUUUCCUCUUUGUUCUCUUUGUCUUUGAUCUCAGUCACUUAACUGAAGUCACUUUAUUGUAGCCCUGUUUGCCGACCAAUAACAUCGACAUGCCGUCAAGCAUUCAGAAAUCAAGCGAGUAAAAUGUCAGCGAGAACGACACCGGCUGCAGUAAAAGAGGAGCCUCUGCGUCAGCAACCCUCGACUGUGUGCAAAAUAAUGCACGCAAAGGUUGUUCUUCACAGACUAGAAGAUCUAAAUGUCACCCAAGCCCAUCGUCCUGAGCAGCAGAAGUCUGCAUGCAUCAAGAAGGAGGAGCAGGAAGAGUCACCGUACAUCAAGGAUGAGGAAGAGUCCGUAUCCAUUCAAGGUUUUAGCAAAUAUCUUGAGUGGCCGCAGUCUGAGUCUCCUGGCUUUAAAGAGAAAGUCGAGCCCCCGAAUAUGAAACAGGAAGAGCCAGAGCACCCUCAACAGCAAAAGAGAGAAGUACAACUUCCAAUCAAAAAAGAGGAGGUAGAGACUCGUGAGCCCUUGAGGAGUGAUGAUGAUCCGAGUGAGGCCAGCAGAAGGGCGGAGCCUUCAAGCUGCAGCAGCAGCUCAAUAGAAGGAUUGCAAAGUGACAUUUUCAUCGCUCCGUCAGACAGAAAUAGCACCAUGUCAAACUCAACUUACAAUGAUGAUGGUCACAAGAAAUCUCAUCGUGAAGACAAACUCUGCAAACGCUCUCAGUAUGGGAAAACCUUUGCUAAUAACUAUACUUGUCGCACGAAUAUGAGGAGCCACACUGGUGAAAUACCUUUUGUCUGUUCAGUUUGUGGUAAAAAAUUCACUCGAAAGAGUAGCUUAAACAGUCACACAAGAUCCCACACUGGUGAAAAACCUUUUUCCUGCUCCGUUUGUGGUCGAGGAUUCACUCAAAUUCAACACUUAAAAAUACACACAAGAACACACACUGGCGAAAAACCUUUUUCCUGCUCGGUUUGUGGUAAAAAAUUCACUCAAAAGAGUAGCUUAAACACACACACAAGAAACCACACUGGUGAAAAACCUUUUUCCUGCUCAGUUUGUGGUCAAAUAUUCACUCUAAAGCAACACUUAAUUGUACACAUAAGAACACACACUUGCGAAAAACCUUUUUCCUGCUCAGUUUGUGGUGAAAAAUUCUCUGAAAAAGGCAACUUGAAAAGACACACAAGAACCCAUACUGGUGAAAAACCUUUCGUCUCCUCAGUUUGUGGUCAAGGUUUUAAUCGUAAGCAAAACUUAAACAUACACAUGAGAACCCACAAUGGAGAAAAACUAUUUUCCUGCCCAGUUUGUGGUCAAGGAUUCGCUCAAAUUCAAUACUUAAAAAUACACAAAAGAACACACACUGGCGAAAAACCUUUUUCCUGCUCAGUUUGUGGUAAAGAAUUCACUCAAAAGAGUAACUUAAACACACACACAAGAACCCACACUGGUGAAAAACCUUUUUCCUGCUCAGUUUGUGGUCGAGGAUUCACUCGAAUUCAACACUUAAAAAUACACAUAAGAACCCACACUGGCGAAAAACCUUUUUCCUGCUCAGUUUGUGGUCAAGGGUUUGCUUGGAAAUAUCAGAUUAAGAGACACGUGUGUGUCUAACAUGUGCUUUGUCCAAUCCUUGUAUCAUGUGGAUCCAGACUAUAGUACUGGCUCACCUGACUUAACUGUCGAGUUAAGUGGCAUUUUUGAUUCAAUACUCCCCCUCUUUCAAACGACACUUUUCACAGUUAAUAUUUGAAACAUUAGAUCCCAAAUUACAACAAUUCUGAAUCAUCAAUAAAUAGUAUAAUUACAUCAAUAUAGAAAA